AUGCUUGAAUUUAAGCGUGUUCCUGAAAACCGCAAGGUGGCCUUAGUUGCGACGAAAUUCCAGGGCAAAGCAGCGUCCUGGUGGUUGCAAGUAAAGACUUCUCGAGCUCGAGCGGGGAAACGUAACAUCGAUACGUGGGAAAAACUUGAGAAAGUGAUGAGGAAAGCGUUUCUUCCUUAUAAUUUUGAUCGAACGAUGUUUUCCCGUUUACAAAACCUUCGCAAAGGUUCUCGUUCUGUAGAUGAUUACGCAGACGAAUUUUCUUUGUUAUUAACAAGAAACGACAUCCUUGAUAGCGAAGUCCAGCUGGUCUCGCGUUUUAUUGGAGGCUUACGUCCUCAGCUUCAAAACGCUAUGUCUCAGUUCGAUCAUAUCACAGUUGCAGAAGCUCAUAGGCGUGCAAUAGCAUUUGAAACACAAUUCAAAAUGUCAGCUUCCGCAUGGUCGAAUUCGACGCGUGCGCGAGCAACUAUUGUCCCAGCUGACUCAAACCAGGCUGGUGCUAGCAAUAAAGAAGCUGCAGAGCAAGCGGGAGCACGAGCUGAUAACACUACACGAGUUCCUGCAACAACUGAUGAACUCCGGCGAUCUUCCCGGCCUAAUGCCUUGCGUUGUUUCACCUGUGGAGAGACAGGUCACAGGCAGACUGCUUGUCCGAAGGCAACUCGUCGGGGACUUCUAGUUGAUGAUGUCAAAUGGGAUGACGACGGAACGGAACAGAACAAAGGAUGUUACUGA
Messenger RNA from Brassica oleracea var. oleracea, 738 nucleotides. RefSeq lists its product as uncharacterized. The transcript has a single exon. Bases 1 to 738 code for a protein of 245 amino acids. The record is from RefSeq and is a predicted model, not a curated record. Lineage: Eukaryota; Viridiplantae; Streptophyta; Magnoliopsida; Brassicales; Brassicaceae. Gene Ontology annotation, molecular function: nucleic acid binding; zinc ion binding.